Molecule: messenger RNA, 2204 nt
Organism: Paramecium pentaurelia
Lineage: Eukaryota; Ciliophora; Oligohymenophorea; Peniculida; Parameciidae
Source: the annotation of a GenBank genome assembly
AAUGAAUAAAGUACUCAUCGCCUCAAUUCUACUUAUUGGAGUUUUGGGAUAAUAAUCACCACCUUUAGAUUGCACAUAUUUAAGUUGUUUAGCAACUGGUGCUUUGAAAGUUGGUCAAUCCACUCGUCAAGCAUACUAAUGCAUGAAUGGUAUUAUUCUAUAUUAAAUAAAAGGUUACUAUUGGGCUGGGCAAUCAUGCUAACCAUGUCAACCAAUAGAGGGAGGUUAUUAUCAGUGUUCAGAUUAUUACUCAACUGGAUCUUUAACUUGUAGUCCAGGAUGGACAUAGCUAAAUGGGUAGUGAAUUUUCAUAUACAUUUAGAAUAUGUGUGAAUAUGCCAAAUGGAUGUUUGAGUUAUUCAUUAAACACAGAAGCAAACGCAUAUGUGUGUGGUAAAUGUGACUCAGGUUUCAGUUUGAUUGCUGGAGUAUGUGUUGAGAAUUAAGCCUGCUCAGUAUAUAGUAGUACUCGAUAUGUAUGUUCUCAAUGUAAAGCUGGAUAUUUCUUAAAUUGGGAUUAUAUUCCCUCAGUAUCAAGCUCAUCAGACUAAUACUACAAUUAUUUCGAUGGUUUUUGCAGUCCAUGUGGUAUUGCAGGAUGUUAAAAUUGUCCAUCAUUGUAUUAAUUAAAUAUUAUUAUAUAGAAACACUUGCACAUAAUGUGUUGGUGGAUACUUCUGGUCAUUCAGUGGAUUGACAACAGGAUCAACAACAGAUGGAUCUGGAACAUGUUAAAGAUGUUUAGAUUAUUGUACAAGUUGCACUAAUGGUUCAAAUUGUUCUUCAUGUUUAGAUGGUUACUAUCUUAGUACAAUUAAUGGUGUAACAGUAAAAAUAAAAAAAUAUUUAAUUUUAGACUUGUGCAUCAUGUUUACCAAGUCUUACUUGUAUAAAAUGUUCAAAUGGAACAUCAUGUUCAGCAUGUGCAAGUGGAUAUGUAUUGAUAGGUUCAACAACUUGUUAAAAAUUACCUGAUGGCUGCACUUAAAUGGAUAAUAAUUAAAAUUGUACAUCUUGUAUUAGUACAUAUGUUUUAAAUACUUAAACUCCAAAAACUUGUACUCCAUGUGGUAAUGGAUGUGCAUCAUGUACAAUUAAUAGUACUACUGUUUCAUGUACAAAAUGCUAAGAAUUUUAUUAUGGAAUAAAGGAUAGUAAUGGUGUAGUAAGUUGUUCAGCUUGUAAUUCAUAUCCAUAAUCAACUGGAUGGUUAAGAUGUGGAGGUCCAAAUGAUACUCCUUCAUAUUCAACAGUUUAAGUUACUUAAUGUGUAGAUGGAUACUUUUUAGUCAAUAUUACUACAAAUAAUAUUUCUACUCCAACAUGUAUAGCUGCUGUACAAAUACAGGCAUGUUUAACCUUGACUAACACAUCUACUAAUACAAAUAAUGUUUGUGCCACAUGUGUUAAAAAUUUCAAUUCAUAUGAAGGUGGAUCUUGUUUAUCUUGUCCUCCUUAAGCUGGAGCAAAAGUAUAACUCUCUGCAUAAUGUAAUAAAUGUAAUGGAUCAUCUUCUACUGAAAUUACAUGUUCUGGAUGCUCAUAAAAAUAUUUCUUAUAAGCAGCAAGUGCAGCUUCUACUGCAACUUGUGCAACAUGUUCUGCAAGUGGUGGUUGUUUAGAAUGUUCUUCCAAUACUAAUUGUACUAAAUGCAAUAUUGGUUAUUACUUAUAAGGAGCAACCUGUUAACCAUGUUAAACUAAUUGUGCAUCAUGUGACAAUUCAACAGUAAUUUUAUAUUUAAUUUUUAGUCUUGUAAAGCAUGUAUGGAUGGUUACUUCCCUUAUUCUGGUAUUAAGACUGCAUAAGCAGUAUGUGUUGCUUGUUAAUUUGGUUGCGCAACAUGUGCAUCACCUGGAUAAGUUUGUUUAACCUGUAUUGAUGGAUAUGUCUUCUAAUAAGGAGGUUGUGUUCCUCUUAAUUAAGCAAAUUGUGCUGUAAAAUUGAAUUCAACAAUUGCAACUGAUAAACCUUAUUCAUCUUCUGGAUGUUCUAUUUGCAAAUAUGGAUUCCAUAUGAUCUAAAAUCGUUGCUUCUAAUCAGUCUAACCUUAUGCUGGAGUAUUUAUUAUAUAUAUAUUUUUAUAGUAUGCGUAUGGAUAAACAACUAAUGUAACUACUGACUUGAACUACAAAAAUGACACUAUUACAUAUGCUCAACUAUUAGUGGCUAGUUUUAUCAUGUUAGUUUUCACAUUAUGAUC